Messenger RNA from Caenorhabditis elegans, 1203 nucleotides. It is a transcript of the gene sdz-5, whose product is annotated as F-box associated domain-containing protein. The transcript has 2 exons. The record is from RefSeq and is marked reviewed. Lineage: Eukaryota; Metazoa; Nematoda; Chromadorea; Rhabditida; Rhabditidae. Bases 20 to 1144 code for a protein of 374 amino acids.
AUUUUUUCAUUCUGUCGUCAUGAAUGCUGGUGGUUUAUCGAUUCCUGUUUUCAGACUACCUGAAAAACCACGGAAAAUAGUAAUACAUGAAUUAACAAAUAUAGCUAAACUUUCAUUUUCAUUCUGUUCGCGGAAGACACACGAAAUUAUUCGCUCUUUACGCGUCAGAAUUAACAAAUUCGAGCUGCGAAUUUAUACCGACGCUUAUAUAGUAAUUAAUAUAAAUUAUAAUAAUAUAAGGACAAGCAUUCGAAUACUGUUGCACUCAUUCUGUAAAAAUCAUACAAGGAUCCGAUCGGAUAAGCUGGACAAGUUGGAAGUUGAUGACCUUGCGUGGAGAACUUUCAAAAUUCGUUAUCACUCGUUUCAAUGGAACAAUAGUGGGCUGACGUUGAAAGAUUUGAUAGGAAAUCUAUAUAGUCUAGCUCAUAUGAAGAUGAUUGACGUUUCAUAUCGUGUUGGAGACAGCUAUCCAUUCGAUUUUGAAGCUCUUCGUAAAACAUUUGAUGUGGUGCCAAUUCGACGACUAAAUCUAACUCAGUUUAUUGAACUAGAUGGUGCAAUAUUUUGGAAUUGUCGACAUGUCGAUAAGAUAGUGAACGUAUUUUGGCCAUCCACAAAGGUAAUUGACUGCGAUAUCAACUUGUUUGACAAUUCAAAAUGCACUCAUCAAAUCCUGGCACGCAAUCUUUAUCGAAUAGAACAUAGAAUAGUAUUUGAUGUAGGUGUGAACUAUUCAUUACUAAUGAAUAGAUUAUUAGUAAGCAACCUGACACAUUUAUCAUUGAAUGUUAUUUCUGUGAAGGAGUUGAACUUGUUCCUAAAACAUUGGGCCAAUGGAUCAAAUCCACAAAUGGAUUUUCUCACUGUGGAUGUAGACGAGCAGAAUGUGACCUAUACUAGAGUGCUAAGUGGAAUAAGUUAUACAAAUGUAUCAGCACAAAACAUUCUCAAGUUCAAACAUAUGCCAGAUAACAACAAAAACUAUGUCAACAUGGAGGAUUUUGAUGUAUUUGAAGGUGGUAUGAAUAUUAAACGGAUUGAUGGAACAGUAGCGACUAUUUGCAUUAAGAAAUGUUAUGCUUUAAAGAAUAACAUAUUUUUAAAAGUUUUACGUCAAGAAGGCGUUUUUAUAAUUGAAUAAAGCAUGCUCAUUUAUAAUUGUUUCACUCAUAACAUGAAUAAAUGAACUUAAUACGCUAA